AUGAUUUGUGAAAAUAAUAUUUGCAUCCAAUAAUUUACAGAUGCUAAUAAAAGUACUAAUUACAAUAAUAAUAAUAAUACUUAUUAUUAUAAUAAUCCUUUAGAAAAUUUUAUCCAAGCUAAAUGUGGAGAUGGGGAUAUCAAUUAAAAUGAACUAUGUGAUGAUGGCAACUUAAUCGAUGGGGAUGGAUGUGAUUCAGACUGUUAACCUUCAAAAAAUAGCAUUUGCUAUUUAAAUGAAUGUAUUUAAAUCUAUCAUCCUGUCCCUUAAUUGAAAUUUGUUAAAUCAAUUGAGAACUGCUAAAUUCUUUCUUUAACUUAUGAUUAGAAGAUCAGACUUUCUCUUAAUAAUACAUUAGAAUAAUACUUAAACUCAUUAUCUGGUUCUGUCGUAAACACUAAAGUAAAUGUUUCAAUUGAAGCAAAUAUUAAGCCAUCUUAGGAAUUAGACUAUGCUGAAAUAAUAAUACAGAUUUUGUAUUUAGAAAGAGCUGUUGAUCCCAUCUUUAUUCUAGAUUUUCUUGAUCUGAGCAUCAUCAUCAAUGAAUAAGAAUUAGAAUAAGAAUAUUAACAAAUAUAGAUGUAGUUAGCAUCUCCUAAUCUUUUAUCAAUCGAAGAAUAAAGGACUACUGGGUCUAUCAUUUUAUUUAGUGAGUAUCAACUAUAAAUUAUAGCUGGAUUAUGGAAAAUUUUAAAUAAUAUGUAAAUGUUAUAUUAUUACAAAUAUAUUAAUAUUAUCAAGGGAUAAAAUUUGAUAAAAUUUUUUGACACGUUUAAAAUAAUUUAAUUAGCAAACUUUUAUGAAUUUAUUGGAUUUUAACCCUAAUCCUUUAUUUUUUUCGAUGUAUCUUAGGAAAAUUCACCAUCAAUCUUCGAAGAUGAUGGAAGAAGCUCAAAUUUUUUGAGUGCUUUUUUAGAAGUAUUCUCUAUUUUUUUCUUAGCCUAUUUCAGCCAUUUAUUCUCCUAAAUAAUAAUUAAAAAACUUCUAAAGUGUAUUUCAUAAUUUAAUACUGAAAGCCCAAAACUUUAUUAAUUAAAAGUAUUGAAGCAAUUAACAAAAAUUUGCAAGAAACAUUAUGGAAUUUAAUUUAAAGCAUAAUUUAAAGUUAUAUUCUAAUCUCUUAUUUAUGAAUAUGUUAUUAACAUGAUGUUAUCAUUUCAAUAUUAAAAUAACUACAAUUUAUAAGGAAUAAUAAGUUUGACCCUAAAGAUUAUGUUACUAAUCUUGAUAAUUUAAUAUUUAAUCAACAAAUAGAAUUAAAGAUUUAGCGAAUUUUAGUAUACUUACAGUUGUAUACAAAAGAUAAUUUUUAGUAUAAUUUUAGUAGGAUGUUUUGAAUGUCCAAUAAUUUAAAUAUAGCUUUGUGCUAUCAACGAACUAUGUUAUUUUUCAUUUCUUUUUAUUAAACGAAAUGAAUUAGAAAAAUUUGAAGGUUUUAAGAAGUAAUUUAAGCAUUUAACGUUUUUCUUUAUGAAUGUGAUUUAUUCGAUUCAUGAAUUUUCUAAAAAAAAUCCGCCGAAUUUGAUUACUCUAGGAUGGAUCUAAAUUGGAAUUAUGAGUUUUAAUUUAAGCACUCUACUUUGA
Molecule: messenger RNA, 1584 nt
Organism: Paramecium tetraurelia
Lineage: Eukaryota; Ciliophora; Oligohymenophorea; Peniculida; Parameciidae
Exons: 2
Source: RefSeq, a predicted model, not a curated record